CGUCAUCGAGCGUCAUCUGCACCAUGGCGACGGUGACGCUGAGAGCAUUUGUGUGCAGUUUCUCCAUCAUAUUCCUGUUAAAACUGUGUGUGAGAUGCGAGUCUUGUGUUUGCGAGACUUCAAACAUACAGGCAGGUGGGAUGUGCUUCCCUCCAAACAGUCUGCCUACAUCACUUGCCUCAAAUGUAAUCUUUGGCCAACUGCCCCUUUCCGUCACAUCGGCAUGGUUUUCAAGCUUCAUGUACUCUUCAGCAGCUGCCUGUUUGUUGUUCUUCAAACGGACAGCAUGUCAGUCUCUGGGCAACAUGUGUGUAAUGAACAUGCACUCCUUUAGCACCAUCAACAAUGAUGCCUGUGGCCUCUACAACACAGUCUAUAGAGCCGCUCAGGGCAGCAGCCAGGACAUCUCCUACUGUCUAUUUUGCCAUAUUGAUCAGCUGACUGUGCUUUAUACCUGUCUUCAGAAGGACAGCAGAGCCCUAGAUUUUAAGCCCAGGAUAUAUUGUAAGCAGAAGCAUACAUGUAGUCAUUUUCAGAAACCUUCCUCUCACUUUCAGAACACUAACAUUGAGCUGCGAGCUGCUGUUUACUCAGUGCGUGGGGAGAUUCUGAGAUGGGAGAGCGUCGGUGGAGGAAACCUCCAGUGUGUGCUGUCUGUGUCAGAGCUUCUGAAAGGGUAUCCGGAGCCUGUGUUCUAUGACGUGUUCCUGGUCAUUCAGAAGCCACCAGAGGACAAGCAUCUUCUUGCAGUGCCUCUUCUAAAUAUUAACCAGCUGUUUAAUGGCCAGUUCACUAAUCAGGGAUCUAAUUUGAAUAACUGGUACCUGACCCAGAGGCUGAUGCUUGUGGAUACAUUGAGUGGAAGGGAAAAGUCUUUGAGUUCUUCACCCAAGGUCAUACGUGUGGCCUCUAACAUUAAUAUCGGGUUUCAACUGGUGACGAAUACACAGAAGGGACAGGUGUACCCCCCUCUGAUGACUGUGACUUACUCAGAUAUACUUGUCACUGACCCCACCACACAGACUGUUAUAGUGUCAUUCUCUUUUGAGAAUAUGAUGGAGCAUGAAGAAGCUCGGGUCAAAACUGAUGUGAGUAUAAACAACGCAAGUGAGUUUUUUGUUUUAUGUUUGUCAGCUUAUUCAUAUGUGGAUUCAUAUCCUGAUUGCUCUAUAUGAUAUAUGAUAUAUGUCAGUUAGAUCUCAGUUCUGAUCCUGUCUCAUCGAUGUUUUGGUUAUUACAUUCCUGGACGUUCUGUUCAUGGUCAUGCAGACACUAACAUGGAUGAGAUGAAUACAAACCUGAAGAGGGAGGCGAGAAGUGGUCCCUCAAGGUUGGUGGAUGCUUCAGCCAAUCCAUGUGAACAGAGCACAAAAGCAUACCAUACAAUGAACUGAUUUCUGGGCUCUGUCAUUGAUCAUGCACAUCGUGAGAUGGAUUACAUAGUGAAAGAUAAGCUGCUAUUUGAGAGACUCGUCGGUAUGGAGUUUAUAGAGCCACUGGAUAAAAGCAUCUUCUAUAAUGGCUGUGCUGUUGAUCUUUGACAACCUCUUUUUCUGUGUGAUGGAUCUUGGGAACCAGAACUUCAUUCUCGCAGCUGUGUUAACAUACCUCCAGCAACUGGUCUUCAGGUUAAUCCGAAAUGGAAUGGGUCGCAGGAACCUAGCCAGCAAAACGCUGGUUUACCAAUGAUUUCUCAUCUAGUUCCUCUGCUUAUUCUGUCUGCUCUCUGUUGUCUUAAUGUUUCUUUUUUAUGGCAUGGCAGCCUUCAGAUUUCUUCUGCAGACUUUUGUAUUGUUUUUGUAUAUAUAUUAUAAGUAUAUAUAUUAUUUAUGCAGGAUUUUUGUACUUUCUAUGCCAAGACAGUUCAGGAUUUGAUGUAUAAAUGUUUUGAUAUUGAAAUUUUUUAAAUAAAUUAAAUCAGUUCUUGGUUUUUACAGUGGCUUUGCUGAGUAAAUUUGAUUCUACAUAUAGGCAUAAGAGUUUUUAGAAGUUCUUCAGAGCACACAAGUCAUAAACAUGAUGGCCUGUGCCAUGGUUCUCCUGGAAGUAAUGUAUGGCUGCCAAUUCUUUUUGAUACUUGUUCAAAAGUAAUUUAUAGGCCCCAGCGAGGAUUGAACUCGCGACCCCUGGUUUACAAGACCAGUGCUCUAACCACUGAGCUAUGGAGCCUCACCUGUUCUUGUACUGUUCUUAUUACCAUAUGAAAGGUACUGACAAUCUUUGUGCAUCUGUAAGGGGUGUGUCUGGCAUACCAGAAGUGAGCACUAGUCACGUGAGCACCUAUGCAGGACAGUCCUUCAUACAUCACAGACAUCAAGUCAGUCAUAUGACAAGAGGAGCAAGUUAUGACAUUUUGAUUAAUGAUUACAAGGUCAAAUAAAUUUAUUCACUCUAAUAUGCUGGUGCUGAAGAAACAUUUCCUAUUAUCAACGUUGAAAACAGUUGUGCUGCUUAAUAUUUUGUUUUGCAUCUUUUACAAAGUUUGACCAGUUUGGAAAAUAAUUAGUCAUUUAUUUGCUAGGUAAUCAAUCUCGCAUUGAUUUUGCUACAUUUGACCUCUUUCAGGAUGGCUGAACAUUUGUGAUGUUUCUUAGCUUUCAUUUUUUGUUUACUCACAGUUGAACACUUCAUAUCAGACCUGCUUAGUUCUCUUCUAUUCUACCACUAGUCAUGUAUAUCUGUAAACUUUUUGAUAACUACUCAGAAGUGUCUUCUAAGUGUUUUCCAGGCCCCAGCAAGGAUCGAACUAACAAGCCAUGGUUUACCAGUGCUCAAACCACUGAGCACCUGUUCACACACUGUCCUCGUUACCAUAUGUAAAGUACAUAUGAAAAACCCUGCGUAGCACUGCAAAGGGUGUGUCCAACAUUUCCCUGUAGCAUUGAUUGUUAAAAGUUUAGGAGGAAUGACAAACAGGUGAUUCAUCAUUGCCAAUGACAUCAUUCUAUCUGCAUAACUUCAUUGUAAUUGUGCUAUAUAGAUUAUAAUAGAAAAAAUGACAACAUAUGUGGCUUUUUCCAUAUCAUUGUUUACAUUUUUUCCCAUAUGCUUAUGGUUUUUGAUAUACUUUUUUCAACUAAAUGGAUAAGAAGUGAAAGUUUUAAGUAAUAAUGUGCCUUUACCUUAUAUUAGAUUUCACCUACAUGUUUCCUAAUAAGAGAAAACUACACACAGACGCACAGAUGUAAAUCAGAGCAACGAAACAAAAUUUGUCCAAAACAGUUUUGGCCUAUUACCACUAUAUUUUGUGGGCGUAGUAGUAGGGUUGCAAAAGGGUGGAAAAUUUCCAUGGAACCUUCGCCUGGGGAAUUUUGGAAAUAUUCCAAGUUUGAAACUUAACAGGAAUUAUGGGAAUUAAUUGGAAAUAUGGGGAAAUUUAUAAAGCUGUAUCAUAUACAAAUAUAACCAUAAACAUUUUGUUUGAUCAUAGGCUCACAUGCAUGCAAACUAAUACAAAUUAAAAAAAUUAUAUUUUGGAUUUUUGGGGGGAAUCUGUGAUGCU
Messenger RNA from Cyprinus carpio (common carp), 3502 nucleotides. Its product is annotated as meckelin-like. The record is from RefSeq and is a predicted model, not a curated record. Lineage: Eukaryota; Metazoa; Chordata; Actinopteri; Cypriniformes; Cyprinidae. The transcript has 14 exons. Bases 24 to 1175 code for a protein of 383 amino acids. Gene Ontology annotation, biological process: cilium assembly. Gene Ontology annotation, cellular component: ciliary transition zone; MKS complex.